CCUGAACUAGAGCCUCCAGAGGCAGCAGCAUCCCUGCUUUAGUCAAUGCAAUAAGGAGAGAGAGAGAGAGAGAGAGAGAAGCGCCCUAGCAAUGGAACAUCAGCUGCUAUGCUGCGAAGGAGAGACCAUUAGAAGAGCUUAUAACGACCCCAAUCUCAUCAAUGAUCGGGUCCUGCAGACUAUGCUCAGAAGCGAGGAGAACUGCCUGCCCUCUCUCACCUAUUUCAAGUGUGUUCAGAAGGACAUAGCGCCUUCCAUGAGAAAGAUUGUUGCAACUUGGAUGCUGGAGGUUUGCGAGGAGCAGAAAUGCGAGGAAGAAGUGUUUCCGAUGGCGAUGAACUAUUUGGACAGAUACCUGUCCGUCGAAUUGACCAAGAAAACCCACUUGCAAUUACUGGGAGCCACUUGUAUGUUCCUGGCCUCGAAAAUGAAGGAAACGAUUCCGUUAACAGCGGAAAAACUCUGCAUUUACACCGACAACUCUAUUCGGCCCGAGGAGUUACUGAAAAUGGAGCUGCUUGUUCUCAACAAGCUGAAAUGGGACCUAGCCUCUGUGACCCCCCACGAUUUCAUUGAACACUUCCUCAACAAGCUGCCCAUUCCCAAGGACAGCAAGCAGAUCAUUCGCAAACAUGCGCAGACGUUUGUGGCUCUAUGUGCUACAGAUGUCAAGUUUAUAUCGAACCCACCAUCGAUGAUUGCAGCUGGCAGUUUGGCUGCAGCUGUUCAUGGCCUCCACCUGGGCGAUAGCGACAGCUUUCUUUCCUAUCAGUCUCUCACAGACUUCCUAUCACAAAUCAUCAAGUGUGACCCGGAUUGCUUACGGGCGUGUCAAGAACAGAUUGAGUCACUUCUUGAAACAAGUCUACGUCAGGUACAACACAACAGCAUAUCCUCGGAAACAAAGACUGUUGAGGAUGAACUAGAUGUCUCCUGCACACCGACUGAUGUGCGAGAUGUGAACCUAUGAUAAUUGACAAGAACGGUCACUGGCAAUUUGCAAGGAAAUGCUCGCUAUAUAUAAAUAAAUAUAUAUUAAAAAAAAACACCAUGACCUCCCCUCCAAUAUCUCCAACACAUUUAUAAAAAGAAGGGAACUGCUUCCUUUUGUGUUUUAGUGCUUGUGUCCCUUCACCAUGCAUUUUAAAUAUGAACUAGUCUAAAACUGAUUGUUUUAAUGAACAGGAAAGAGAAGGCUUUUGCAUAGUCAAGCAUGUGUUAGCUACAAAAUACAUGCAAAUUAUAUGAGACUUUAAUGGAAAUGCAUUUUUCAAUUCAAAAACCAUGUUCAUGCUUCUAAAUUUAUAAUAGAGAGUAGAAAAUGUCGUUAGGGGAGGUAAUAGAUUUGAUUUUGAAUAUGAAUGAACCAUUUUUAAUGUAGAAGAGGGUUUUAGGUAGUAAUGAUUUAAUCUUUUUUCUAUUUAAAAAAAAAGGAAAAAGUGAGUAAAAAAUGCAUAGCUUUGACUGCAAUUUAAGCUUUUCUAUACCUGCUUGCAUAUGUGUCUAGUCACUUUAUAAUCGGUUUGUCCAGAUGUUUAUGUGAUUUCUUAGUGGUUAUCCUCUUCACCUUAUAAAUGGUUGAUGUAACCCAUUGGUGUAUUUUAGUUAUCAGCAUUAUUAUUUGUAUUCUUUGGAAACUGUGGAUAAGGCUUGCUGGGUGCUUGCUUAUUAUUGCUCAUGCAGGUUCAUUUUACUACUCGUGGCUAAAUACCUAAUUAUACACACACAAACUUACUAAUGAUAUAAUACCUUUUUAAAAAGUCUUUGUGUCUUUUAAUUUUAUUUUUUUGCCAGAAGAGACCUAUGUAAAUAUAAUGUUGGCUAGAAUUGACCCAUUCUGGCCAAUCAGUAACAGGUUAAAUCCACAGCCUGUGGUGAUUUUUUUUUUCUCUCUUCUCAAACCAUUCCAUUUCAAAGCACUUUUGGUCAGUAGAAUUUUUUUUUAAUUCUUUGUGUGGAAAUUUAAAGAAAAGUUUAAAAACAAAAUGGAAUGGUUUAGAAAUAUUAAGUGCUUGUGUUUGCAAAACAAGUCAUUUCGACUAUGGUGUUUGAGAGGGAAUUGGAACUUGGAUUGUGACAUUCCAGUGAAUGAUAACUACAUUCCAAACAAAAUACUGCCGGCAUCACCCACCAUUUUUUUUCUUAUUGAAAGAACAGUGUUUAGAAAUCUUUCAUGUGCCAACUAAUUUAUAAAUGGGGCCUGUGUAGACGUAUUCUUCAGGUUUUAUCAGCACGUGUAGAAUGUAACCAUGUUGUUCCGGAAGCUUGAUUAUCCACAACUAAAGAAAAUGCUUCAUGUAAUUUAUUUAUAAGGUAAUGUAGAUCUAUUUAUUGUCAGUCUGAAGUACAAGAAGCUUCCAGUAGAGAUACAUCAGAAUUCAGGUGUUUUGUGUCGCAAAUAUAGGAUCUUAGUCCUUAUACAAAAAUGUCUCGUUCCUUCUCCACGCAGUAAAUUUAAGAUGUUUUAAAAUUGAAAUGAUACUUGAAUGCCGUACAGUAUCUUUUAGAAUAAUAAAGGUCCUCUGAACAAGAAUUUCUGUGCGAUUUGAGGGAGCAUUCACUAUUGGUGGAUUUACUGCUAUGGAUGAUCUUUGGUCUAAGAUUUUGUUUUCGGCACCUGUAUGUGAUGGAAAAUUCUGAUUGCUGGCCAGAUAUACGACCUAGCAAUGAUCACGAGGAGUGAGAGUGAACUCAGAUGGAAGUGGGCUAUGGUUAAUGUUGCAAAUGGGAAAUAAUUAACUUGUGAAAGCAGCUUGUGUUUCUUUCUUUUAAUGGAAUCGAGUUUUUCUGAGCUUAGAAGGAUAUAUUGGCAUAGCUAACACCCCCGACCUUUCCCCUCAGUCAACAGUGAUGAUAUGAAUUCUGUCUGGAGGUGAAAUUACGUCCAGCAUUAAAGCUGCAGUUGGCAGUCAGAUUAAGCUUGAUAUCUUCACUUGGCACAGGCAGGUGGGGUUGAUGUUUUCUUGCGCAUGUGCUUUUAUUAUUUUUCUCUUGUGCUGCACUCGACCUUUCGAGUAUUCAUGAUUAAAACCGGCUGGGAAAGAAAUUUUGUGCUGCCUUUUCUGGAGAAACUGGCCACAGUCUUUUGACACCAGUAUUUUUCCCCAUCGUUUCUCGAUUUGAGGUCUAUGGUCCAAUGGACAUUUGAGACAAUGUUGGUGCUUCUUGACGGCUAGUUUCAGAUAGGUGAGAUGAGGCAGGAAACCUGAAAAAGCUGCUGCUAUUACAUGCCCAACGUUCAGAGUGCUGUUGGAUUGGAUUCAUUAUCAUUUCUGUAAAUAUCUUCCUUUAAAGUUCAGGCCCCAUUUAUAUACCUUUUUUAUAUAUUUUCCCUUUCACCACCAUAAACAUGAAACACCAUAGUUUUUACUUUAGUACAAUUAGUCUUCUUGGAGAAGAAAAAUAAUUAGUUGUCCCUUUUUUUUUAAAUUUUCCCCCCCAGCUUUUAGGUGUUGAUAGAAAAUUUGCACAUCUUGGUAUGUACUGAUGCUAGAAAGUAGUCGAGGGGAGGAGGAGAAACUAUACUCAGAUUGAAGUUGUGGUGUGAGGAGAAUGUGAUGGGAGAGAUGUUUUGUGUGAUACUGCCGUCUGUGGUGUUGAUUGUAAGAUAUGGAGUGGACACUCCUUUUUGAGCUGCUAUGGAUAAGUUCCCAGCUUGGUUUAAAAUUAACAAUUUUUUUGCUUUUUCUCUUUUUUUUAAAAAAAAAGUUUUUUUUCUUUGUCAUUGUGUUUUGCUGCUAUUUUAUGGAUCAGUUUUUAUUACAAUGCCAUAUACUGCCAUGUUAUAGGUUUUAAUUUUCUCAUAGAAAAUUAUGAUAUUGACAUCAGUCUUUGUAGAUUUUUUUCAUUAAUGUGAUCAGUUCUUAAUGUGAUUACUGCUCUAUUCCAAAAAAAGGUUCCUGUUCACAUUACCUCAAACUACAGAUAACCAGAUUUUUUUUCUUUAAACACCAGGUUUUUGUUUCAUGUAUUGCCUCAUAGUCCAGUUUUACUGUAAACUGAAAUGCAUUGUACAUUUAUCUGAAAGGGUUCUGUAGGGAAAUGCUACAGGUUCCAAGAGGUCUGAUGUAUACUGUCUGAAUUUCAGGAACAUUUGCUUACCUCAAGUCAUUUCUGCAUGUGGAUCUCUCUUCUUCUGAACCUUCCAUUAUGUAACCACAAUGCUGCACAGACAACGGAAGUUGGUUGUACAAGGUUGUGUACUGAAAAGGCAGUGUACUGUAUUUUUAUAUUAAAGAAGAUAAUCUGUACUGAAAGUCCAAAGGCUGAAAUCGGGAUUUCAUGUACCGACAAAGAUGUCUGUUUUUUUUUUAAAUCAAUGUUUCACAUAUUUCAGAUGGUCACAAUCUAUAUAAAGCAUUCAAUUACAAA
Molecule: messenger RNA, 4371 nt
Organism: Hemiscyllium ocellatum (epaulette shark)
Lineage: Eukaryota; Metazoa; Chordata; Chondrichthyes; Orectolobiformes; Hemiscylliidae
Gene: ccnd1
Product: cyclin D1
Exons: 5
Coding region: 92-970 (292 amino acids)
Biological process (GO): positive regulation of G1/S transition of mitotic cell cycle; mitotic cell cycle phase transition; regulation of cyclin-dependent protein serine/threonine kinase activity
Cellular component (GO): cytoplasm; nucleus; cyclin-dependent protein kinase holoenzyme complex
Molecular function (GO): cyclin-dependent protein serine/threonine kinase regulator activity
Source: RefSeq, a predicted model, not a curated record